This is a messenger RNA of Platichthys flesus (European flounder), 9986 nucleotides long. Its product is annotated as voltage-dependent N-type calcium channel subunit alpha-1B-like. The transcript is spliced from 45 exons. Gene Ontology annotation, molecular function: high voltage-gated calcium channel activity. The record is from RefSeq and is a predicted model, not a curated record. Gene Ontology annotation, cellular component: voltage-gated calcium channel complex; membrane; neuronal cell body. Lineage: Eukaryota; Metazoa; Chordata; Actinopteri; Pleuronectiformes; Pleuronectidae. Gene Ontology annotation, biological process: chemical synaptic transmission; calcium ion import across plasma membrane. The coding region runs from base 1 to 7056 and encodes 2351 amino acids.
AUGGAUGACGUGUCCUCACUUCCUCCCCCGAUCCAGAGACGAAGCCAAAACCUCCUGGAGUCAAUCGACGUCAUCAGGGCAAGAUGGCGUCGAUUGGAGCUGAAGAUGAUUGAGCUUCGAAUCUUGGCCACAGUGGGUUCAGACUUCGACCUGAGGACGUUGAGGGCGGUCCGGGUGCUGAGACCCCUGAAGCUCGUAUCAGGAAUCCCAAGUCUCCAGGUGGUCCUGAAGUCCAUAAUGAAAGCCAUGGUCCCUCUGCUUCAGAUCGGCCUGCUGCUCUUCUUCGCCAUCGUCAUGUUCGCCAUCAUCGGGGUGGAGUUCUACAUGGGCAAGUUCCACACCACCUGCUUCCGGCUGGACACCGGUGUUGUCUCGUCCUCAGGUGAGAAAGCAGUGGACUGGCCGUGUGGCCUGGAGCCUCCGGCCAGGACGUGUCCCAACGGGACCCAGUGCAGGGAGUACUGGACCGGACCCAACUUCGGCAUCACCAACUUCGACAACAUCCUGUUCGCGGUGCUCACUGUGUUCCAGUGCAUCACCAUGGAGGGCUGGGUGGAGAUCCUCUACAGCACCAACGAUGUGGCAGGAAGCACCUGGAACUGGCUGUACUUCAUCCCUCUCAUCAUCAUCGGCUCUUUCUUCAUGCUCAACCUGGUGCUCGGCGUCCUGUCAGGAGAAUUUGCCAAAGAAAGAGAGCGUGUGGAGAAGAGGCAGGAGUUCCUGAAGCUCCGGAGGCAGCAGCAGAUCGAGCGAGAGCUGACCGGAUACUUGGAGUGGAUCUGCAAAGCGGAGGAGGUGUUGCUGGAGGAGGAGGAGGAGAUCGCAGAGGAGAAGUCUCCGCUGGACGGCGCGUGGUACAAGAGGAAACAAAACCUGCCAGUUCUGAAACGAGGAAAAGUCAAGAAAGGUAAAAACGACCUGAUCGGUGCCGAGGAGGGGGAGGAUCCUUUCGCCGACAUCACCUCCGUCGCUCCUCCUGGCUCUCCGUUCGGCCGAGCCAGCGUGAAGAGCGGCGGUAAGAUGGACAGCUCCUCGUACUUCCGCCGCAAGGAGAAGAGGAUCCGCUUCUUCAUCCGACGCAUGGUGAAGGCCCAGAGCUUCUACUGGAUCGUCCUGUGCCUGGUGGGGCUCAACACGCUGUGUGUGGCCAUCGUCCACUACGACCAGCCCGACUGGCUCACCAGGGCCCUGUACACAGCAGAGUUCGUGUUCCUGGGUCUGUUCCUGAGCGAGAUGAGCUUGAAGAUGUACGGCCUCGGAGCGCGGAACUAUUUCCAUUCCUCCUUUAACUGCUUUGAUUUCGGGGUGAUCGUGGGAAGUAUCUGUGAGGUGAUCUGGGACAUGAUCAAACCCGGGGCCUCGUUUGGGAUCAGCGUGUUAAGAGCCCUGCGGCUGCUCCGGAUAUUCAAAGUCACCAAAUACUGGAACUCGCUGAGGAACCUGGUGGUUUCCCUCCUGAAUUCCAUGAAGUCCAUCAUCAGCCUGCUCUUCCUCCUCUUCCUCUUCAUCGUGGUGUUUGCUCUGCUGGGCAUGCAGCUCUUCGGAGGACAGUUUAACUUUGCAGAGGAGACGCCGACAACAAACUUUGAUACGUUCCCAGCCGCCAUCCUCACCGUGUUCCAGAUCCUGACCGGCGAGGACUGGAACGCCGUCAUGUACCACGGGAUCGAGUCCCAGGGCGGCGUGCGGCGCGGCAUGUUCUCCUCCGUCUACUUCAUCGUCCUCACGCUGUUCGGAAACUACACCCUCCUGAACGUCUUCUUGGCCAUCGCCGUCGACAAUCUGGCCAACGCUCAGGAGCUGACGAAGGUGGCAAAAGAGGAGAACAAGAAAAAAAAACAAUCGUCUCUGAGUUACACUGUCUACUCCUCCCCCGCCCGACGAAUCUUGAGCAGCAAGGAGCAGCAGCGCUCAGCAAAGAGCAUGUCGGUGUGGGAGCAGAGGACCAAUCAGCUGAGGAGACACAACGUCAGGUCGAGCAGCGAGGCCCUGUUCAACGAGCUGGACCCCGAGGAGCGCCUCCGCAUGUCCUCCGCCCUCCACCUCCACCCGGACAUGAAGACCCACCUGGACCGGCCCCUGGUGGUGGAGGCCAGGAACGGCGACAAACCCAGCAGGCCUCCCGAAGGAGGGGGACGGGAGGAGGCGGGGGAUCCCCGGCAGGACGGGACCGGAGACAACUCCCAGGCUCACCCCAGGAAGCACCACCGCCACCGCGACAGGAACGGGGGCGACGGGGGUGACGGGGGCGACGGCAGGGGGGGGCGGCACCACACCCAUCACAGCAGAAGCAGGGACCACAAGGCCGACCAGACGAAAGAGAGGAGGGCGGAGAGGAGCCACAGCCACGAGGGGGGGCAGGGACACAGGCACCACCACCAGGCCGGCUCCCCCGAGGAGGAGAACAACGACAUGCAAGGAGGAGGAGAGGAAAGAGGCCAUCGCCAUCACCACUCCCAUCGUCCGGCCAAAGAGGGGAACGGGACGAUAGGGAACGGAGCACAGGGAGAGCGGAGGGGCAGAGGAGGAGGAGGAGGAGGAGGAGGAGGAGCAGGGGAUAGUAACGGAGAGAGGAAGGGGCGCUGCUCUCGGAUGGUCCGAGCUCAGUCGACUCUGGAUGGAGACGACUGCAAGAGGAACAGAAACGGAGCCCGAGGCCUCAGAGAGAAGCAGCCAGAUGCUGAGGACAGCGGCCUGGCCUCCAGCCCCCUGCAGCUCAGGCGCAGCAGCCUGAGUCUGGGGGAGAAGCAAGAGGACGCCGACAACCAGAAGAACUCCACCCGGGCCAGUCAGGCCGGCCUCAACAGCAGCAACGCCAUCCACAUCCCCGUCACCAUCACCUCGCCCGGAGAGACCGCCAUCAUUCCCAUGAACAGCAUCGACUGUGACAACGUUCAAAUCAGCGACGAGAAGAAAGAUCUGGAGGAAGAGGAGGCGGCUAAUGGGCCUCGGCAGAUCCUCCCCUACAGCUCCAUGUUCGUGUUCGGGCAAACAAACCCGGUGCGGCGGCUGUGUCACUACGUGGUCAACCUGCGCUACUUCGAGAUGUGCAUCCUGAUGGUCAUCACCAUGAGCAGCAUCGCUCUGGCAGCCGAGGACCCGGUGCAGGCCAACGCACCGCGCAACAACGUUCUGAAGUAUCUGGAUUACGUCUUCACCGGAGUCUUCACGUUUGAGAUGGUGAUUAAGAUGAUCGACUUGGGGCUGCUGCUCCACCCUGGUGCGUAUUUCCGUGACCUGUGGAACAUCCUGGACUUCAUCGUGGUCAGCGGAGCUCUGGUGGCCUUCGCCUGCUCAGGGACCAAAGGCAAGGACAUCAACACCAUCAAGUCCCUCCGGGUCCUGCGGGUCCUUCGGCCACUCAAGACCAUUAAGCGUCUGCCCAAGCUGAAGGCUGUGUUUGACUGUGUGGUGAACUCUCUGAAGAACGUCCUGAACAUCCUCAUCGUCUACAUGCUCUUCAUGUUCAUCUUCGCCGUCAUCGCCGUGCAGCUCUUCAAGGGGAAAUUCUUCUACUGCACGGACGAGUCCAAGGGUCUGGAGAAGGACUGCAGGGGUCAGUUUCUGGACUAUGGCCGGGACGACGUGGCAGCUCAGCCCCGAGAGUGGAAGAAGUACGAGUUCCACUACGAUAACGUUCUCUGGGCCUUUCUGACGCUCUUCACCGUCUCCACUGGAGAAGGCUGGCCCAUGGUCCUGAAACACUCCGUGGACGCCACCUACGAGGACCAGGGCCCCAGCCCGGGCUUCCGCAUGGAGACCUCCAUCUUCUACGUGGUCUACUUCGUGGUCUUCCCCUUCUUCUUCGUCAACAUCUUCGUGGCUCUGAUCAUCAUCACGUUCCAGGAGCAGGGAGACAAGGCCAUGUCGGAGUGCAGCCUGGAGAAGAACGAGCGAGCGUGUAUCGACUUCGCCAUCAACGCCAAACCGCUGACGAGGUACAUGCCAGCGAACAAGCUGUCCUUCCAGUACAAGAUGUGGAAGUUUGUGGUGUCGCCGCCGUUCGAGUACGCCAUCAUGACUCUGAUCGCCCUCAACACGGUGGUGCUGAUGAUGAAGUUCUACGGAGCUCCGGACCUGUACGAGUCGAUGCUGAAGUACUUAAACAUCCUCUUCACGGCGCUCUUCACCCUGGAGUGCAUCCUCAAGAUCAUUGCCUUCGGGCCUCUGAAUUACCUGAAGGCAGCGUGGAACGUGUUCGACUUCGUGACCGUGAUCGGGAGCAUCACAGACAUCGUGGUCACGGAGGUGAAGGACAAGAUGAUCAACCUGAGCUUUCUGCGACUGUUCCGAGCCGCUCGUCUCAUCAAGCUGCUGCGACAGGGCUACACCAUCCGCAUCCUGCUGUGGACCUUCGUGCAGUCCUUCAAGGCUCUGCCGUACGUCUGCCUCCUCAUCGCCAUGCUCUUCUUCAUCUACGCCAUCAUCGGAAUGCAGGUGUUUGGAAACAUCGAGCUGAAUGAAGACACGGCCAUCGAUCACCACAACAACUUCCAGACCUUCUUCCAGGCGCUGACGCUUCUCUUCAGGAGUGCGACGGGCGAGGCCUGGCAUGAGAUCAUGUUGUCGUGUCUCAGUAACCGGCCGUGUGAUAGGCUCUCAGGGACGGUGGGGAAGGAGUGUGGCAGCGACUUCGCCUACUUCUACUUCGUCUCCUUCAUCUUCCUCUGCUCCUUCCUGAUGUUGAACCUCUUUGUCGCCGUCAUCAUGGACAACUUCGAGUACCUGACCAGGGACGCCUCCAUCCUGGGGCCGCAUCACCUGGACGAGUUCAUCCGCGUGUGGGCGGAGUACGACCCGGCGGCGUGCGGGAGGAUUGUCUAUCAGGAUAUGUACAAAUUGUUGCGUUUAAUCUCUCCUCCUCUGGGUCUGGGGAGGAAGUGCCCGAACAGGGUGGCCUAUAAGCGACUGGUGAAGAUGAACAUGCCCAUCGCGGAUGACAACACGGUUCACUUCACCUCCACGCUCAUGGCCCUGAUCCGCACGGCCCUGGAGAUCAAGCUGGCAUCUGGGGUCCUGGCGCAGCGUUUGUGCGACGCUGACCUGAAGCGGGAGCUGAGCCGGGUUUGGCCCAACCUGUCGCAGAAGACCGUGGACGUGCUGGUGACGCCGCACAAGUACAACGAGCUGACGGUGGGGAAAGUCUACGCCGCCUUCAUGAUCUUCGACUACUACAAGCAGAACCGAGCCAAGCGGCUCCAGCAGCAGCAGCAUCCUGCAGGAGGAGCUCAGAGUAAAAUGGGGACGCUGUUCCGUCCUGUGCUGCCGCUCACUCACAUACAGGAAGUAGAACCUCGGAUCUGCAGCCCCAAGCAGCCCCUCCCUCCCCUGCCUGAGCCGGAACGUACACCAGAGGCCCCGCCCAUUACCGCCAUCACCACCACCACGUCCUCCACGUCGAUAAACAGGGACGCAAUGUUGAACCAGAGGAGCGGCAUCAGACACUCGCAGUCCGGGGACGUGUCCCAGGGGGCGCCGAGGCCCCGGGGUCUGAGGAAGCUGCAGAGGGGUCAGUCGGAGGACGUUCCCUAUUACACCAGACCUCAGGAGCUGGUGGAGCUGAAGCAGGUGGAGGACCUCUCAGACUCGGAGGGAUAUCCCAGCCUGGAGGGCCACUACCGAGCGGCGUCUCUCCCCCGGCUCAACGCCGAGUACUACGUAAGGUCUUCAGGGCUCGAAUCUGAUCUCUUUGAGUUGAUAGUGUCCAGUUUGGAAAAGGCCAAUGACACAACACUCCACCUCUUCCUUGCUCUCCAGCAGCGACGCCUGCUAACUUACAAACUGUGUAAGUUGUGUAACGAGACGUUUUCAUUCUUCUCAAACGUUUCUCACAUUUUCCCGGAGAAGAACAGACUAAACAUCGUCUUUAGACUCAAGGUCGCCAUCCAGUGGUUGUGGUGUGUGUGUGUGUGUCGUGGGUAUUUUUCGGCGACCCAGCUUCAGGUGGUUUGGGUGAAAGCACCUCAGCCGCUCGUCUGCUCGACCUUCUCAUCACGCCUCUCCAACCUUCUCUCCUCGCAGCCGAUCGUCGACCUCAGUCCCAUCAGGCGCUCGGCGUCCUCGCUGACGCCACAGCGCCACCAGGAGGACGGGCUGAGUGAGUACGACCUGCAGCGGCUCGGCCUGGCUCAGGCCCCCCCGGGUCAGGACCGAGCCCACCACCAUCACCACCACCACCGCUGCCAUCGACGCAGGGACAAAGACAACAAGCAGAAGUCCCUGGACAGGACCGCGUCGGUUCAACCGUCCAGCACCGCCGAUUCGUUCACCGACCCGUCAGCUGAAGGUUUGUCCCGAGAGCGAGCGAGGGAGCGGGACCGCAGCCGGCCUCACGAGCGCCGACACCACUCCUCCGCCGGGGAGAAGCAGCGCUACUACUCGUGUGAGCGCUACGGCAGCCGGGAGCAGUGCCACGCCCGGUCGGCCGGCCCCAGUCGCUCCACGUCGCCCGGUGAGGGUCAGGACGCCGGUGUGCUCAAACAGUACGGCAGCAACGUUGGCAAAGCGGGCGCUGGGACGCUCCCGUCUGAUUCCAGCACGCCGGGCCGUAGUCGCCGGCAGCUGCCCCAGACGCCCCUCACCCCUCGACCGGCCGUGACCUACAAGACCGCCAACUCCUCACCUCUCCCGUCCGGUGCCGGCAACUCCACGAAGGGGCACCAGACUCGCUUCAGCCGUGGCCUUUCAGAGCACGACCGCUUGUACGUGGACCACAACGAGUCCCCGAUACCGGUCACCCGCAUCGGCUCGGACCCUCAUUUGAACCGGCAGCUGCAGGACGCUUCCCGACAGGCCCUCCUCGAGGAGAGGGAGGACAUGCAGGACGCCGUGAGCAGCCACGGGUCAGGGGGUCGCUCUGCCAGAACCACUGCCUCAACCACAGCCUCUGCUUCACGCGCCACUGCCGCCGCGGCCGCCACCAUGCCCGUCACGCAGGCCCGGGCGGCGGGGGUGCCAAACGGGUUCCACUUCACCCUCGGGGUCAGCUCGGUGUCCGGGCCGGGCAGCAGAGGGACGGGAAGUCUCAGGGAGAGGGAGGACGAGGACUGGUGCUAACCUGGUGGAACACGUCGGAGCGAUGUCGGAGCUGUAAAGUGCUGGUGCCGAGUCCGGGGGAUCGAUGCCGAGGGAAAACGCCAGAGCAAAGUGCUGUGAAAGGGGAUCUGAAAUCAUUCCAGCGUUGUAGUGUCUCUCUCCUUUUUUAUAUAUCGACAAAAGACUCUGAGGACGUUUUGUACCCCGUUGACUUGCACUGAAAUCAUAGCACAUGUGAAGACCCUCAAGUAUUUUUGCCUUGGUCAGUGACAUCAGUGUUGGAGCAGAAGACAAAAGCCAAAAUUCCCCAAUUCAAAAAAACUACAACCUCAUUCCUGGUGUCAACAACGUUUUUAUCAUCAUUGUUCGUUUUGUUUACUUUUGCCAUGUCGGUUCGACAAGAGUUAAAACUUGAUCAUAUUGAUGCUACCACCAAAUUGUGUUCCUCUUUUUCUUUUUUUACAUUUUAUUUCUUCUUCUUCGGCUCUUCAGGGUUUCGACCAAUUCUGACGUCAAGAGACAAUUUAUUUCGGUCUUAAAUUUCCAACACUUAAUGGACCCGGUAAUUAAUGUGACAGAAAUCACAGGGAUCGCUUAGAGCAGAAGUAGAGCCGAGUUUUAACGAUCCGUUUACGUAAAUCGAACCAGAUGUAGAUUUCUGGAGACGUUUAGGGACUAGAUCAUUUUCUGACUUCAUGUGGCUGAAAACCAAGUGCCUCGUUUUCCCAGGUGGACGGAGACGCCGCCCGGCCGUGGGCUUAGGUGAGAGCGACGUGCUGAGAAACAAGCGGCCGGAACAAAGCUGCUUGCUGGUUGAAUCUGGUUUAAAGGACAGAAUGCAAAAAAAAACAAAAAAACACUAACAAAUCACUUUUUUUGUACUAAAAUACUGUUGUGGUAGGUAAAUCAGAUGCAACGUAAGCAAUGUAGUGCAUGCAGGGUCUUGAACAUGUCAAAAAAAUAGUGUCUGUACUGUUGCUUCGGGGUGUGUGGUAAGUAUUUGCCUUUCUCUUUCAAACACGCUGCCACCACGUUGGCAGAAAUCGUCUCUAAAUCGAGGAAAGUGCCAUUUUUUUUGAUCGAUAAUAAUCCAGUAUAUGUCACCUCGGCCAUAUUUGCCCAGAUCCCACGGGUUGUCCUUCUCCUUCUCCCCUCUUUCCAACGAGAGCAGUAUUGUGCGAGGGUUUGUCGGCGGUGGCAAAGGGUUGUGUUGUUGCUGCUGACUGUUGACUUCACGUAGGGCUAUGCAACAAGACGACACUUCAUCUGCCCUGUAGCUUUAACCCUCUGGAAUCUCCAGGUUCAGGCUUUAGUGCGACUGUGACCAAAUUUUACAUUUUAAACGUGUGAAGAGUUGUAAAUUGUAAAUAUUUCAUAUGUGAUGUACAGAAAACACACAAACUCGUAUGGAAGCUCACACGUGUGUUUUUGAGGUUUGGAAGGUUGACUGCAUGAUGCCGGAUAGAACCCGCCCCAGAUAUAAAGCUGUGUUCUCUCCAGACUUGGGUCUAGUUGUGUUCUUAAAUAAUUAUCACUGGAUUCUGAAGCUUGUUCACAGAACCAGAUGUCAGAUUUUUGGGGUCGAGUCACAAAAAGGUUGAAACUGAACCAGCAGCAAACAAAUGCUACUGCCAGACCAGAGGCUGCUCUUCUGCCAGAUGUCGUCCGUUAAUGACCGUUAGCUUGUCAGGCUAACACAACACAUUCCCAUCGGACACAACAACGUACAGUGACUGCUUCAAGGAUGAGCUUUCAAAUAUUCUGAGGAAGAGAGAGCGAGAUACACCUCCACUUCCUGCUGACUUCCAGAAAUGAAGCCAAAAUAUCACGUGCUCGACCAAUCACAGCUCAGUGUCAUUUGUCAAUCAGGACAUUUCACCACGUUUUUAAUAGCAUUAAAUAACUGAUUAAAACCAAACUUACAUAAAUAUUUACCUAAACAGACAGAAACCACCUUUGAAUAGAGUUUAUUUAACUGUGAACCUAUACUGCAGCCAGCCACCAGGGGGCGAUCAAAACAAUAUGUCUUAAGCUUCGAGGAGCAGAACUCAAUGAACUGAUUUUAAUUCAAUGUUGGCCAAGUUAACAAUUCAAACAUCAAUAGUACAAUUCCAGCAUUUUUAACGUGAUUAGUUUUUUAUUUGAUCGUUUCUCAAAUUUGAGAGUUUUAAAGAUAUUUAUUUUUUUACAUCUGUUCAGCGAUAAUCUAUCAUUGUUUGUAAAUUUGGAUCAAAGUACAGAUCAGAUUAACCUCAUGUCUUCAUGCUCAUAUUCUCCCGGUUUAUCUCUGAGUAGGUUAAAGAAAAACGUGAAUUAUUUGCAAAUAUGAUUAGAUCCAAAUCCGAUUAGUUCCCUAAUGUUUUAAUUUACUUCGUGUGGUCUCGAUAUCUGUGCAACACAUUUGAUAGAUCAUCUAAACCGAGACGUCUGGAGUUUGAAGCAGGCGGCUCGUAGCGUUUCUGUGAACUUAGACUGGAACUCAGAUUCUCGUUAGGCAUUAAUUAAAAAAACUGAUUCUACAUUUUCAACGAGCCUGACAAUAAACAAAGUCCUCUCACAAGGUGCACGGUGGCUCCCCCUUCUGGACAUGUCCUGUUUGCAUGUUCUGAGAUGAAAAUGUGCAUGUCAUAAAAAAAAAAGAGGCAUUGUUCAAACUUCAUUGAGUCCACGAUUUGUACGAUUUGUUUCCUGGUUGUGUUUUUUCUGCUUCUCUAAACACACAAGUGUCAGUUUCAGGUUUUAAGUAGAAAAAAAAAAGACGACAAACACAAGCUUGAAUACGAUUUUACGACAGAACGUCCAAAGUGGAAACGAGGCUCCUUCUCCGAGGAGAGAGUCCGACGAGUCCGUCGCUGCCUGAUCUGUUGACUGUCUCUCCCACGGUCACUUUGACUGAACCUAUAGAUUUUGUAUGAAUAUAAGUCCUUGAAUAAAGAGGUAUUAUGAAAUGA